This is a messenger RNA of Radiomyces spectabilis, 2466 nucleotides long. RefSeq lists its product as uncharacterized. Gene Ontology annotation, molecular function: ribosome binding; protein binding; 7S RNA binding. The coding region runs from base 334 to 2340 and encodes 668 amino acids. Gene Ontology annotation, cellular component: signal recognition particle, endoplasmic reticulum targeting. The record is from RefSeq and is a predicted model, not a curated record. NCBI's taxonomy places the organism in Eukaryota, Fungi, Mucoromycota, Mucoromycetes, Mucorales, Radiomycetaceae. Gene Ontology annotation, biological process: SRP-dependent cotranslational protein targeting to membrane. The transcript is spliced from 7 exons.
CCCAGUCAUUAAUCCAUCUGCUACUAUUGAUCCGUUGGCGACAGGAUCACGUGCACAGGGCAGUAGUGGGUAUCAGUGAAAUGUCAUUCCAUCAAACAAACUUAGAAGUAGCAGCGAAAAAUUGAUCUUUAUGGGAGCUUUAUUUUUUCAUAGCAAAGCAUUGCAACAUUGUAAAGCCUGAUCAAGAAACAAAAAAUCAAACUUGGGCGGAUGACAUCAGCAUUCAAAUGCGGUGUUUAAAAAAUACCAAUUGGUUGUCUCAACGUUUUCAACAAUGGUCGGUUUGCGCUGCCGUUGCCGAAGAACGGAAAAGAGAUAACAAACGCGGCUUCCAUGGCGACCAGCGUAGAACAACAGACGGCUCAUCUGUUUAAAGAGCUCGAGAGAACGUCGCAAGAGUAUGAUGAUGAACGCAGCUUGGAGAUUUGCGACCAACUGGUGAAACUAAGUCCCGACGAUCCACUCGCACUCCAAUGCAAGGUGGUGGCGUUUAUUCGACUUGAAAAGUAUACAGAAGCAUUGUCACUUAUUGCACGCAAGUUUCGCGACAGUCAAGUUGACUUGAGCUUUGAAAAAAUAUACUGUUACUAUCGCACCAACCAACUGCGACAAGCGAUCGACUUGUUAAGCGAAGUCAAGCAUCGUCACACCGACAAUCUGGCGUUGGCAUUCUUGGAAGCUCAAAUUCUUUAUGCACAAGACCGCUACAAGGAAGCCAUUGAAGCCUACGAGGUGUUAUUGGAUAAAACCGACAAACGGGAUCGUUUGUACGAUGAAAUUCAAGUCAACUUGUUGGCCGCCAAAGCUAGCUUGAAAUUCACGCAACUGGACUUGGAGGAUAUGGAAACCGUCAAUGUUGGUUCUUCCAACAGUGGGCUUUAUGAAAUGGCUUACAAUGCAGCCUCUGUCCAUCUCGCCAAUGGCGAUCUCAAAAAGGCCAAGGAACAACUGGAGACGGCUCGAAGCCACUGCAGCGAGAAAAUGACCGAGGCAGGCAUGAGUCGCGAAGAGAUUGACGAGGAAUUGGCAGCGAUUGCUGCUCAGUUGGCUUACACUUAUCAGCUGCAAGGCCGCACAGACGAAGCCACGGAAAUCUACGAAUCUGUCCUGAGCUCCAGUGCAAAUGACGCCAAUGUGAAAGCCGUAGUCUCCAACAACAUUGCCGCCAUCCGUCAAACCAACGAUUUGUUUGAUGUCGCCAAAAAGUUAAAGACUGCUACUGGAAAGGAAGCAGACACCAAAUUGAGACGUUAUCAAAAGAGAGUCAUCGCUGGCAAUGAAGCUUUGUUGCAACUGUAUCAGAGCAAGUAUGCAGCUUGUCGAGAUGCGGCUCAGAAAUUGCUUGACAAGUAUCCCAACGACGACAAGCUGUAUUUGAUUUUGGCCGCUGCCACUUACCACCAGCAUAAGGCUGAAGCCGCUGUGGAUGAGUUGAAAAAGUACGCUGAAAAGAACCCAGCCUCCUUGGCUAUCCGUUUUGCCACGAUUCAACUGCAAUUGCUUUCUUCACAACCGGCGGCCGCUUUAACCGUGCUGACGUCGUACUUGACCCAUGUGGGCGAAGAUAAUAAGAAGGACUUUUAUCAGCCUGCGGUGGUGGCCCUGCUUGUAUGGUUGUAUGAACAAACGGGACAAUCGGAAAAAGCCAUGGAAACCCUCGAUAAGGCAUCUUUGUACUGGAAGACCGAUAAAGCCUUGGCGUUCACCACCUCCACUUCCAUUUUGAAGCAAACCGCUACUUUCAAAUUGAAAUCGGGCCGUUACCAGGAUGCUGUGUCCGAUUUCGAACAAUUGGUAAAAGCGGAUCCUACGGAUUUACAGUCGUUGGCAGGUUUAAUUGCCGUGUACGCAGAGGUGGAUCCUGUCAAGGCGGAGCAAUACGGCGAAGCCUUGCCGGGCAUUGCUAUGGAUCACGUCGAUGUGGACACCCUAGAACGUAUUGUGCCGGGUGUGAAACGUGGUUACGUUAAGAAGGAACAUAAGAGUGGCGUUGUGAAGAAACCCAAAGAGAAGAAAAAGAGAAAGCCUUUACUGCCAAAGAAGAAUUACGACCCCAAUCAAACCCCCGAUCCGGAGCGAUGGCUUCCUGCGAGAGAACGAUCCACAUAUCGUGUCAAGGGCAAAAACAAAAAGGCAGCAAACAAGGGUCCUCAAGGUGCGGCUGUAUCGGGUGGCGGUAUCGGUGGUACAGGAAGUGCCAAGAUUGCUGGUCGACAUUCACCCGUCGUGGAAACCCCUGAGGAAAAGCCAGCAACACAAACACCGCCCGCCAGCACUCCCGCCAAGAGUUCGACAUCCAGCAAAAAGAAAAAGAAGGGCAAAGGCAAAUCAAAAUGGUAAUCAAAAAAACCACCGUCAAUCAAUUUGUCGCUCUUUCAUGCGAACCUAUGCUGCUAUUUUGUCUUUUUUUUUAUACACCUAAUGAUUCAAUUUCAUUUCAAAAUCAAGUCAUAUACAAAGGAAAAA